UAGCUUUUAAGAACAUGUAAUAAAUAACUUCAAACUGCAAUGGAUAUUUAAUUUUAAAGCGUGCCUUUAACAUUUAUGUAAAACGUUUUUUAUACUCAUUCAAAAUAGAAACUUAUUUGGCCACUGGGUAAAGCUAGCAAUAAAACUACUGGUCCGCAUUAAUAUAUAGUAGUUUCCCCUAAUCCGUGGUUUUGCUUUUUAGGGUUCAGUUGCCCAGCUUCUGGUAGCCCCAAGCGUUCCUUGGCUUGUGGUUGCAUCAAUCCAAUCUCUGCCUCUGUCGUCGCAUGGCCUUCUCUUGUGUCUCUCUUCUUAUAAGGACGCCAGCCAUACUGGGUUAAGGUCCUAACUUACUCCAGUAUGACCUUAUUUUAACUAAUUACAUCCCUAAUGACCCUUUUCCCAAAUAAGGCCACAUUCACAGCAUAGCAUUUUGGGGACACAGUCGACUCCCAUCUGAUUGCUGUUGCUCCUUUGCCUGCUCCCGUGUGUCAGAGGCCCACCACACGCUUGCUGCUCCCCACUCCUUUGUGUGCACCUGACCUUGAUGGGAUGGAACCAGCCCACUCCCCCGAGAUUGUGCCCACAGGUGCCCAUCGCCUUCCAGGACCUGGCCGUGCGGUUCUCUGAGGAGGAGUGGCAGCUCCUCGGGGAGAGGCAGAGGGAACUCUACAGGGAUGUGAUGCAGGAGAACUACCAGGCGCUGGUCUCCCUGGGGACAGCUGACCUGCUCCCCCUCUCUGCCUUCCUGUCUCCUGCGGAGCCUGGAGGAGCCAUGAGCAGGAGCAAAGCUGGCGAGGAACAGGAGCCUCCUAAGGGAGGUGGGGUAGCAGGAGGAGCACCCCAGCACAGCCUGCACCUCACCGCCCUGGUGCAGCUGGUGAAGGAGAUUCCGGGGUUCCUGUUUGGGGAAAUCGGCCCUGAGAGCGGGAGAGCCGGCCUGGAUGGGGAACAGGCGAACCCCGAAGCUUCCAGGGUCCUCUCCCUCUUCCCGACAGCAGCUGUGACGGUGGCAACUUGCCCUCUCCAAGGCCUGCUCAACUGCCUUCCAGACACGCCCGUCCACCAGCCCAGCGGUAGCUCAUCGUCCAGCAGUUCACCCGGAGCCAGGAGGCAGGGAAGCCCUCUCCCCAUCCAAACUGCAGACACACAGGAGCCUACGGAGAAGGAAGGCCCUGGAGCCCCAGACGGGAAGUGCAGUCCUCUCACCUGUAGCCCCGGCAGAAGGAAGAGCCACAGAAAACAGCAGAGAGGGACUUCAGGAGCAGGUCCCACAGGAACCUCUCCUGGGAGCAGCCCCUUGCAAGGUCUCAUCAACUGCCUGAAGGAAAUCCUUGUGCCUGGGCCCCAGCACCCUGAGACGUCCUCGAGCUUACCGCCUCCUGUCCCAGGCCUGGGCAUGUCACGGCUAACCCGGGUGGAGCUGGGACCUGGGAGCCCACCCUGGGGAGUGAAAACAGAGGCAGCGUCUGGGGAUUGUCCCCUCCAGGGGCUGCUGAACUGUCUGAGGGAGAUCCCAGUGGCCCAGGACACGCACCCCAGCCCUUCAGGAGCAGGGGAGCCACGGCUGCAGGAGGAUCCGGGGGCCUGGAGAAGGAAUUCUGGAGGGCCCAGAUCCCUCCAGACUCGUCCUUCCUGCUCCGGUGCUGGCUCUGGCCAUGUGCUCUCUGUGAAGAUGGAGGAUGGCUGGGCCCAGAGCCCCCCAGUGCCUGCAUCCUGUCAGCUCCGCAAGCGGACCCACAGGCCCUCUGCCACCAGCAGCCCCGGGGGUGACGGAGACACCAGUGGGGACCAAGUGCUCAGAUGGGGCCCCACAGCGCAAGCCAGCAGUGCCUCGAGCUCACCUCUGGAAGCCCUGGAGGCCUGUCUGAAGGGCAUUCCCCUGAGUGGGUCGUUACCUCCCCAGCCACCGCCGGCCACCUCUUGGUUCCAGAGCUCCCAUCCAGGAGACCGCGGGUCUCAGAGGCCUGAGCUGAACCCCCGAGGAUCACACAGUCAAGGACUGACUGUGGGGCCUCUUCCGGCUCUGGGUCUGCAAGGCUUUGUCAGAGAUGGCCCUGCCCUCGCCCCAGGUCCCCACAGCACCCCCACCAGCUUCUCCUCAUCCAGCAGUACUGAUGGGGACCUGGAUUUCCAGAUCUCUGAGGGCAGCCAGGGACGUAGGCCUGAAAAAGGAAUUCCAGUCCGUAGUGCCCCACUCCAGGGCCUGGAGAAUUGUCUCAGAGAGAGAUCUGUGCCCAGGUCACAGCCUACCUGGUCCUGGACCUCGGCAGGAGACAGAGAGCCACAGAGAGUGGAGCCCAAGAACUGGAUGGCAGACAAGGAAGGACUGAGGAGAGAGGUGUGUGAACCAGUCCAUCUCAGGGGGGACGUGCCCACCAGGAGCCUGCGGCCAGCCAGCCCACAGGCACUCACCUCUAGCAGUGUCCCCGCCUGCUGCCAGCGAGGGCUCAAAGACCACGUGGCCACCAGGCCAGGACCAUGGAGGUGGCUCCAGGCCGGGACAGCCACCACGCCCUCCCCACUCCACUGCCUGGAGAACUCUCUGAAGGGGAUCUUGCCUGGGAGGCCCCUGCGCUUUACAUGCUUGGCCCUCCCCGGCCCCGGCCCGAGCCCCAGCCCUGGCCCCGGCACCGUCACUGGCUCCAGCUCCAGCUCCAGCCUCAGCAGCUCAGAAGGGGAAGACCCAAGGCUGGAGCCUGAGCUCUGGCAGCCGCUGCUGCAGGAGAGGGACCCUCUUCCCAGCAGCAAGAGACCUGGCCCUCCGACCCCAAGCCCUGGUGAAGGUCCAAGGAGAACAGAGCCCAGGGACCACUUCGGUCUCAGGACAGGAAAAGCAGAGGAGAAGACGGGAGGCAGGUCCCAGGCUCCCCGGACAGAAGUGUGCUUGGAGACCCCAGGCCGGCCUAGCCCCCUGGGCAGCACCCAAGGAGGGGCAGCUGGGAGUAUCUGCCCUGCCCCUCAGCCAGAGAAAAGGCCCAGGCCGGGGCCCUGCCAGCCUCCUGGGUCACCCGCGCGGCCCCUGUCCUGGAAGCUCAGGGUUAGUGAAGAAUCCAGGGAUCCGGUGCCUGGACACAGAGGACCAAGUGUUGCAGCCAAGACCGAAGGGAAGCCACUUACCAGAGGCCUGCCUGAACCGCCCCCCAUGGCCACCGUCCCUCCCGCUUUGCCACCUGCCUCCCCACGGCCACCGUGUCCCUGUGGAAGUUCUCUGCAGCAGGAGCUCCACAGCCUCAGCGCCACCCUCUCAGAGAAGCUGGAUCAGCUCGCCUCAGCCCUGGCAGGCCUGUCUCAGGAAGUGGCCACCAUGAGGACCCAAGUGCAUCGGCUAGGGAGGUGCCCUAGGGGCCCUGGGCCAAAGGGCCAGGCUUCCUGGCCAUGGGCCCUCCCCCGGGGACCUCACUGGGCUCAUGGCCCUGCUCGCAGACACCUGCCCUACUGGAGACAGAAGGGCCCUACCAGGCCAAAACCAAAGAUCCUGCAUGGCCAGGCAGAAGGCUGCAGGGCUGGCGAGGCCUCAGGCCUCUCCCUUGGGACAUGCUACCUGGUGCCUCAGCCGCCUCCAGGCACCCCCCAGGCAGAACCUUCUGGAACCAGCUCCAGCCCUUCCCAGCACCCACCACCCUCAGCAUGCAGCCGUGCUGUGCUCACUGUGCAUCCCCUGCUUGGACACAUUGGGGGCCCCCAGACUCCCCCUGCCUCUUCAGUGCCAGCUGCCUUCCCCCCGCAGAUGGCCUCUCCAGCCACCAGUGCAGAUGCAGAGCCACCAGCUGCAGCAGCUGCUCCAACUGGGCCCCGAAACUGGCCCAAGGACCCAAACAGCCUAUUGGUGGGAGUCCAGAGAGGCUUUGAGGAGGAACUCUGGGAUGGUAGAGGACAUAGGGACCCGAGAUGGGAGGCCUCUAACCACCUUCACCAGCUCCGCCCUGAGGAUGCCCUGCCCCUGGCUGCCUCUCCUAGGGGCCAGUCAGCCCCUGCACAUCUUUCCAACCAAACUUUCCCCAUCUCUGGGCUGUGAAGAGCUAGGCAUCUCUCUCGGCCUGACUGCCCCAGACUCCAGCAUGUGUUUGCUCUGGGCGGGCAGUGCUUGGGAUGCAUUCCCCAGUCACGCCUCUGUCCUCCUCGGCUCAGGUUCAUUCAGAUGUUGCUCCCUCCUGUCUUUGCCAUCACAACUGCCACAACUCAUAGGCAGAUGGUGGCGUACACACCUGUGCACAGCACGUGUGCCCGGGGCGCUCCAAGUGGCUGCAGAGGGGCAAGUAAAGCCCUUCUCCCUAACACCUGCCCUUCCUGCUCUCAGCGCUGCACUUUCCUGCUAAAUACAGGCAGAGAUUUCAUUUGGGGAGAAUGUCACUCCUUGGGUGUAAGUUCGAUUCUAAAAUUACAAAGUUAAUUGCUAAGGGAAAGCCCUUGGUGCCUACAGAAAGGGGCUAGGUGGGUCCACACCAGGGCGUGGCUGACUGGUUUGUAUCAGUACUGGGACAAGUGAGCUUAGCAGACAAGAAUACUUGCACCCAGACCAGUCUAGGUGAUCCAGGUCCAAUCAGAACCUACAGGAAGUUCAAAUCUUUUUUUUUCUCUAGUGUGGAAAUAAGUAAUAAAAUGUAUGGUAAGAUGCUUCAUCAUCUGCAAUUACAUUUGUCCCACAGGUCCACUGCCACACCAGAAACUUUCAGUUCACUGAAAGCCUUGGAGAAUCUACUUUGGUGAAAAAUCUGUGUGCAGUUCAGGAUUUUGGGAGUGUGUUCAACACUUUCACCUACUUUAUGGGGAAAUGUCACUUUGGUGGGAGAAACUGAGGGGCCUUUUCUAACUCAGGAAUUCCAGAGAUCUGGAGGUAGGGGGCACAGAAGGCUCUAGCUUGGUCUGUCACCAUUCUGGCAAGUAGCCUGGAGGAUGGCUCCUGGCUGACCUGGGCUUGAGCUUCCCUCCAUCCUUGCUCCACCAGCCAUUUGCCAGCAUGAGGCCACUGUAAGGCAGGCAGGGGAAGGUCCUACUUUAACCUGUCGGAGUUGGAGUGGGAUCCCCAAAGGCUCCAGGCUAGCCCAGAGGGGUCCAGUGGAAGAGAAGCUGCAAUGGGGUGGGGGUGGGGGGGUGCCACCAUCUUCUGCCUGUGACACUGUAUGUCAUUGCUGCCUCCAGAAGGAGCUUGGUUCAUUGGCAGACCAGGCUUGAUUCAACUUUGUGUUUUAGCUGUGGCUUCUGUAAACAGCCUAUAGUUGGAUUUUAUUUUUUAAUCCAGCUUGACAAAAUGUUUUGUUCCUUCAUGGGAGCCCUGAAUCCAUUUACAAGUAAUAAAAUCUCUAACAUUUGAA
Messenger RNA from Myotis daubentonii (Daubenton's bat), 5312 nucleotides. RefSeq names its product KRAB domain containing 3 (gene KRABD3). Gene Ontology annotation, biological process: regulation of DNA-templated transcription. The record is from RefSeq and is a predicted model, not a curated record. Lineage: Eukaryota; Metazoa; Chordata; Mammalia; Chiroptera; Vespertilionidae.